AUGGGACUUGAUCACAAGUCUCCCCCUAAGGAGGAGCAGCUUAGUGAAGUUAAGGGCAUUGUUAUAACUCCACUUCUGCUUCUGCUUUUUAUUGUCCGAAGAUACAUCAAGGACUGGCUUGAAAGGAAGAAGCCUCCAUUUGGCGCUAUCAGCAGCUGCGUGCUCCUGAUGAUCAUCUACACAACAUUCUGUGAUACUUUCGCCAAUCCAAAUAUUGACCUUGAUAAAUUUAGCUUGAUUAUCAUAGUGUUCAUAAUAUUUUCAGUUCAGAUGAGCUUCAUGUUUUUGACUUUCCUCUUCUCUACAAGGAGUAACUCUAGUUUCACACCAGCAGACACAGUGGCCAUCAUUUUCUGUUCCACACACAAAUCCCUCACCCUGGGGAUUCCAAUGCUGAAGAUAGUAUUUGCAGGUUAUGAGCACCUGUCCUUAAUUUCCGUCCCCUUACUCAUCUAUCAUCCUGCGCAGAUUCUUCUUGGCAGUCUGUUGGUACCGACAAUAAAAUCUUGGAUGGUUUCUAGGCAAAAGGCACUGAAGUUAACCAGGCAGCCCAAAGCACCGGUGAAGGUAUAAUUGUGGAGAUGGCCUGUGUCACAGUGAAUGUAUAUAUGUACUAUACUGUACACACAGACAAUUGAGACAACUGGGUAUUUGUGAAUGUUGCUUCAGUGCAUAUUUUAUUUUUAUAUAUAUAUAUAUAUUAAAAAGAUACCUGUUAAGUGCCUUACAGAUGCAUUUUUGGCAAAAGCGUUGUUUCCAGAAGCCACUUUGUUGGUUACUGCAAGAGGUUGUACAGUAUUUUGGAGUUCUUUAAUUUUUAUUUUUCUAACCAAGUGAACGGUCGUGACCAGCAGCUGUUUCUUCCCUUGCCCCUACUUUGAAGCCAGGGUGCACCAGCUGUAAGUCUCUGUUUUAAAUGAGCCAAAAUGACCAGAAGACUAUCCCACUGCUGGCUUACCCUGAGGAAGAGCUUUCUGAAGGUUUUUUUCUCCAAGAUUGACUUGAAUUUCUGUGUGACUCUAUUACACUCCCUAGUCAUAUGACUGUGACAUGCCUUUUUCUUCUGAGUUUGUGUAUACUCAGCAUGGGGCCAUCCAUUGGAUAGAAGCUGAGAAGCAUGAAUUAUUUGCAUUUGUUGACACAGUUGUCUAGACAUUCCUUCAAAGUUAAUGGUUUCUCAAGAAAAUUCUUUCAAUUCCAUUGUAUGAUAUUGUGCCAUUGUAUAUCUUAAAUGCCUCAUAAGCUGCUUCAAAGAAAUGGUCUGGUGCUUGGGUUAUGAGUGAAGUAUUUGUGUUUGCAGCUAGGAGAUCUUUCAUAAUUUACCCCUGAAGAACACAAAUUUUUGUUUUUCUUUUUUCUUUUCUCUUUUCUUUCCCCCUGUGCAACACACAGAGAUCUGCAGUGACAGAAUUUAGGAUGCUAAUAUCGAAACAGAGCCUUUAUUGUAGUAAGCCAAGCUAUGUUUUCUAUAUUGCUGUAUUUGUAAGGAAUAAUAGCUUGUGAGGACAAGAAAGUUGACUUUUUUUUUUUUUUGCCAAUUAAAAAGAUCCUUAUAGUAGCAGAAACGCUAUCUUAGCUAAUUUGACAAUCAGUCACAACUUUUUUAAAAAUAAAAUGUUACUCUUUUUAGUAAACUUAUAUAAAAAAUAAUACAAAAUACUAUUUCUAAGAGGAGUGUUGAAGAGAAAAGAACACAGGCCUGUAUUUAAACAUAGAGCCAGCACUGCAUCUUGUCUG
This is a messenger RNA of Tauraco erythrolophus (red-crested turaco), 1737 nucleotides long. Lineage: Eukaryota; Metazoa; Chordata; Aves; Musophagiformes; Musophagidae. The record is from RefSeq and is a predicted model, not a curated record.